CCAGGCUUUUGCGACAACUGCUGAUUUAGCACUGCUGACCCAUAAAGAAUGUUAUUGACUUUCGAAGAAAGGCACGGAAGGAGGGAAAGAUUCUUAGAACGAGGCAGAUUUUGUAUUAAGGAGGAAAAUUAAACACAAUGGGUUCUAUUCUUGGGGGAGCUAUGAAAGAGACCAUGGAUGAAAACAUGAAGAAGAAUCAGGAAUUUAUGUUGAAAACUCAACAAAUACAGCUGGGAAGGCAGCUUCAAAUGCAGAAUGCUAUGAGAGAAAGACAAAUGUCCAUGCAACUAGCUGGAGCAAGAGAAAUGUUUAAUUGGUUAGCUACAUUCUAUGGAAUUGCAACAAUUGGCAUGUUUGCUGGGUUUAUGAAAUCCAAAAAGCCAGCUGUUUUAAUUCCCUUUCUUCCACUAUCCUUUGUUGUUGGUUAUCAGGCUGAUUAUGUUUAUGGAGGCAAAGUCAGCAGAAUUAGAGAGGAGGCAGAACGUAUCAUGAAAGAAGAAUAUUCAAUUCUUCAACUCCCUGCUGGGAUACCUGAUUUCAAAUCAAUCGAAGAAGCUCGUCUAAAGGCCGAAGGAAAGUCAUCUUGAACUUUUCUAGUCAUCUGAGAAGCUUGCAUUACAUAAAAAACACACCUAUGCAAUCUAUAAUCUCUACUAUACCUAAGUUAACAUCAUUAUAAAACCCAUACGCUUACAUAAACAUUUUGAAUUUA
Messenger RNA from Pocillopora verrucosa, 712 nucleotides. The record is from RefSeq and is a predicted model, not a curated record. NCBI's taxonomy places the organism in Eukaryota, Metazoa, Cnidaria, Anthozoa, Scleractinia, Pocilloporidae.